This is a messenger RNA of Punctularia strigosozonata HHB-11173 SS5, 711 nucleotides long. Its product is annotated as ribonuclease H-like protein. The coding region runs from base 1 to 711 and encodes 236 amino acids. Lineage: Eukaryota; Fungi; Basidiomycota; Agaricomycetes; Corticiales; Punctulariaceae. The record is from RefSeq and is a predicted model, not a curated record. Gene Ontology annotation, cellular component: mitochondrion. Gene Ontology annotation, molecular function: 3'-5'-RNA exonuclease activity; nucleic acid binding. The transcript has 10 exons.
AUGGCGACGUCUUGGGUGCCGAGACCUAUGGACUUCAAAGCCGGGCCUAUGGUAUGGAUCGACUGCGAGAUGACGGGUCUCGAUCCGAAGAAGGACAAAAUUAUGGAGAUUGCUGUUAUAAUCACGAAUGGUGACCUUCAAUUGGUUGACGAUGGCGUCGAAUACGUGGUGUACGUGGAAAAGGAAUCGCUCGACGGAAUGGACGAGUGGUGUACAAAUCAGCAUGGGAAGUCAGGCUUAACACAUGCAUGUCUAGCCUCUCCACACUCUCGCCAGUGGGUGGCUCAACAGGUCCUUGAGUACAUCAAAAAAUGGGUACCGGAACGACGCACGGCCGUCCUAGCUGGGAACUCUGUGCAUGCCGACCGGGCCUUUCUCGUCGAAGAGAUGCCUGAAGUUGUGGAUUGGCUUCACUACCGCAUCGUAGACGUGUCUUCAAUAAAGGAAGUAGUGCGCCGAUGGUAUCCCAAGGCCGGCUUGACCUAUCGAUACGCGGCAGCAGAUAGUCGGCAUCGGGCAUUGGAUGAUAUCAAGGGCUCUAUAAGAGAGCUACAAUGGUAUCGCGAGAAUGUAUUUGUCCCUGCGACUGCCCUCAAUUCGCCACCCACCCUAUCCACCGCGACGAAGGUUCUCGAAGAGUUGGACGGGGACGCGCUCAAAGUCCCGCCCAAGCCUAUGGAUUCCUCGUAUGCUAUCCGGACCCCUCGCUAG